AUCAAUUGAUAAAGCAUCUUAUGAGCUGAAGUUGAUGAAAUGUGUAUUGUCAUUUUUCGGGUUAAGUUUGUGGACAGCCGCUGGUCCGAAGGCGCAUGGUAUUUGUGUCCACGAUCACUCGGUGGAAUUUCGCGUUGGCGACUCGGCAAUAGCGGCAGUGGCAUGGAUGAUCGUAUUCGGUGACGGCUUCCAUAAUUUCAUAGAUGGUAUUUCAAUUGGAGCAUCUUUUGCUGAGUCUAUUCGUGCCGGAGUCUCCGUCUCGCUCGCUGUUCUGGCCGAAGAGUUUCCACAUGAGCUAGGGGAUGUUGCUAUUCUUGUUGCUUCUGGAAUGAAUCUCCGUCAGGCUCUUCUAUAUAACUUGUUUAGCUUCGCUGUCGGUGUUAUGAUCGGUGAACUUGGUCCAGACAUUUCAAAAUACGCUUUUGCGUUAGCUGGUGGAAUGUUCCUCUAUAUUUCUCUGGCGUGUAUGAUGCCUGAAAUGAAAAAAGCCAUGGAGGAAGCGUUAAAUGUUUCGCUAUAUAGUGGUCUGUAUGUGCUGUUCCUGCAGUCUGUCGGUCUAUUUACGGGCUUGUUUGUGAUGUACGUUAUGGCAAGGCAUGGUGAUGAGAUAUCGGUGUAA
Molecule: messenger RNA, 619 nt
Organism: Angiostrongylus costaricensis
Lineage: Eukaryota; Metazoa; Nematoda; Chromadorea; Rhabditida; Metastrongylidae
Source: the annotation of a GenBank genome assembly